Messenger RNA from Lactuca virosa, 4074 nucleotides. The record is from the annotation of a GenBank genome assembly. NCBI's taxonomy places the organism in Eukaryota, Viridiplantae, Streptophyta, Magnoliopsida, Asterales, Asteraceae.
AUGGCUCCAUACAUGAAUCACCUUAAGUUCUUGCAAACCAUCUCCUUUGUAUAUGUGUUGGUGACAGUGAAGAUUGUCGCUGGAUCAUCUGUAAGCCAUGAUGAAGAAUGCUCAGCCUUGUUUCAGUUUAAGCAAACCAUAAUUCAUCAAUAUGAUGCUGCUUAUGGCUCUCAAGUGUUCCAUUCUUGGAACACUAGUUUUGAGUGUUGUUCAUGGGAGGGGGUGGCAUGUAGCAAUGACCAUGAUCAGUACUAUGGUCAUGUGAUCGGUCUUGACUUGAGCGAGAGGUCUCUUUGUGGGCAUAUCAACUCCAACAUCACCCUCUUCAGCCUUGUUCAUCUUCAGAGACUCAACCUUUCUGGGAACGACUUUGGUGAAUCUGAAAUUCCAUAUGAGAUUGCUCGUCUAAAGCAAUUAAGAAGCCUUGAUCUCUCUUAUUCUAGGUUUAGUGGUCAAAUCCCGAAUGGAAUCUCGCAGUUGAUGCAAUUGUCUUCUUUAGAUCCGUCAGGAAAUUCACUAAAGCUUCACAAUCCUAGCCUUAAGAACAUGGUGCAAAACUUAACAUGGAUUGAAGAACUCCAUCUCUACGGGGUUGACAUUAGUUCUUCUGUACCUCAUUUCUUGGCCAACUUUUCUUUUUUGAAGUCACUCCAACUAAGUCAAUGUUUGCUUGUGAAUGAAUUCCCCGUAGCCAUACUUGAGCUACCUAAAUUAAAAUUUCUUGAUUUGGCAUUCAAUCCCAACCUCACUGGUUCCUUUCCCGAAUUUCAAAUGAACAACUUACUUGAAGAAGUGAUACUAUUUUCCACAGGCUCAGUUCCUUCACUGGAUAGUCUUUUAAAACUCGAUGUUUUGGAACUUAAUGGUAACAGAUUUGAGAAAGGACGCUUUCCAAAUUGGCUUAGAAAGCUUACUAAACUUAGUGAACUCUUUUUGUGUAAGAUGAACAUAAACGAUGAAAUCCCACCCUUUCUUGCCAACCUAACCAAACUUAGUAUGAUAGAAAUGUGGAAAAAUUCUCUUAUUGGUCGUAUACCAUCAUGGUUGUUCAACUCCACCCAACUAACAGAUUUAGAUCUUAUGGCUAAUCAACUGCAAGGACCAAUUCCAAACACAUUUUCUAAUUUCAAAAGUCUUCAGUCUCUUAACCUAGCUGUAAACAAUUUCAGUGGUAGGGUAGAACUCGACAUGUUCCUAGGACUCAACAAACUUCAAUCAUUGUCCUUAGGUUAUAACAAGAUAUCAUUAGUACCCACCAACAACUACACCAAUACCACUUUACCAGAAUUGGAAUCGUUAGGACUGUCAUCAUGCAACUUGAAGGAAUUUCCUGCCUUUUUGCGCUUCCAAAAUAAAAUGGAUACCUUACUUCUUGACCAAAACAACAUUCAUGGCCUGGUACCGGUGUGGAUCUGGAACAACAGCCGAGAAACAUUAGAGUUGAUUAAUCUUUCAAACAACUUCAUAACUGGCUUUGAUCAGCACCCUUAUUUUCUCCCAUGGACAAAUUUAGAAGCAAUUUUUAUAAUUGAUAAUCAGGUACGAGGACAACUACCAAUUCCACCACAAACCACAGUUGUUUAUCAAGUCUCAUAUAAUAACCUAACAGGAGAAAUACCACCAUGGAUAUGUGAAUUGAAAUCUCUUCGAAGUUUAGAUUUGUCUUUUAACAACAUGAGUGGAACACUUCCUUCAUGUUUGGGUAUCUUAUGCAAUUCGCUGAUGGCUUUGAAGCUGAGAAGAAAUAACUUCCACGGCAAUAUGAUGAAUGCUUUUUUGACCGGAGGCCCGUUGACACAACUUGAUUUAAGCGAAAAUAGAUUUACGGCCAUACUUGAGCUGCCAAAGUUGCAAGUUCUUAAUUUGGAAGACAAUACCAACCUCACUGGUUCCUUUCCAGAAUUUCAUGGCAAAAGCUUACUAAAAGCGGUGAUAUUAGAUGGCACAGGUUUCUUUGGGAUUAUACCAGAAUCCAUAAGCCACCUCAAGCAUUUAACAGUCUUGUCCCUUAAUGAUUGCUAUUUUGUGGGGAGGAUUCCACGUUCACUCUCUAACUUGACGCAACUCACUUACUUGGCUCUUGGUGUCAACAAGUUCACAGGCUCAGUUCCUUCGUUGGUAAGUCUUUCGAAACUCGAGGUUUUGCAACUUAGUGGUAAUAAAUUUGAGAAAGGAUGCUUUCCCAAUUGGCUUGGAAAGUUGACUGAACUUAGUGAACUCUAUUUUUCCUAUAUGAACAUAAACAGCCAACUCCCACUCUUUCUUGUCAACCUAACCAAACUCAGCGAGCUACAUUUAGGGAAAAAUUCUCUUACUGGUCGUAUACCAUCCUGGUUGUUCAACUUCACCCAACUAACAAAAUUGGAUCUUCACAUGAAUCAAUUGCACGGACCAACUCCAAACACAUUUUCCAUCUUCAAAAGUCUUGAGUUUCUUGACCUAGGUUCAAACAAUUUCAAUGGUAGGGUAGAACUGGACAUGUUUCUAGGACUCAACAAGCUCCAAACACUCUCGUUAGGUUAUAACAAGAUAUCAUUAGUAGUCCCCAACAACUACACCAAUACCAGUUUACCAGAAUUGGAUUGGUUAGGACUGUCAUUAUGCAACUUGAAGGAAUUUCCUGCCUUUUUGCGCUUCCAAAAUAAACUGCAUACCUUACUUCUUGACUACAACAAAAUUGAUGGCCCAGUACCGGUGUGGAUUUGGAACAACAGCCGGGAAACACUAAAGUUGAUUGACCUUUCAGGCAACUCCAUCACUGGCUUUGAUCAGCAUCCUCAUUUUCUCCCAUGGACAAAUUUACAAGCAUUUUUUAUGGACAAUAAUCAGCUACGAGGACAACUACCACUUCCAUCACAAACCACAAGUAUUUAUGCUAUCACACAGAAUAAUCUGACAGGUGAAAUACCAGCAUCGAUAUGUGAAUUGAAAUCUCUUCAACUGUUAGAUUUAUCUUUUAACAACAUGAGCGGAACACUUCCUUCAUGUUUGGGUAUCUUAAGCAAUUCCUUGAUGUAUUUGAAUCUGAAACACAAUAACUUCCACGGAAAAAUUAUGAACACUUUUACGCUUGGAAGUAUGUUGACAGAACUUGAUUUGAGCGAAAAUAGAUUUACGAGUCAACUGCCAAGAUCAUUGACAAAUUGUACAAAUUUAGAGAUUCUAUCUCUUGAAGACAACUCUUUUCAUGACGCCUUUCCUUCUUGGUUGGGAAGUCUUGCGGAGCUACAAGUUCUAGUUUUGCGGUCCAACAAUUUUUAUGGUCCAAUUCAAGGUUCCUCACAGUUCCCUAAGUUGCGGAUCAUAGACUUCUCUAACAACAAUUUCAGUGGUCAGUUGCACCAAAACUUCUUUCUAACAUGGCAUGUCAUGAGCUAUGAAAAUCUUGGUGUAUCAUCUGUUAUGAAAUCAGGAAUAUCCUCCAAAAGUGUCUUUACAAAUGUAACAUACUCAGUGACAUUAAUACACAAAGGUGUCAGAACAGAGUACGACCAGAUUUUAACCAUAGAUAUGGCUAUUGAUCUCUCUUGUAACAAUUUUGAAGGAGAGAUCCCGCAAUCACUCCAAGAUCUUCGAGGGCUUCAAGCACUCAAUCUUUCCAACAAUCGUUUUACUGGACGUGUCAUGCCAUCUUUGGGUAACCUAAAGAAUCUUGAAGCUUUGGAUCUCUCUCGAAACGAACUAUCCGGGGAAAUUCCUCAACAGUUGGUGCAACUUGGCUUCCUUGCCAUUUUCAAUUUGUCAUUCAACCAUCUUCAAGGGCGUAUCCCACAAGGAAAACAGUUUGAUACAUUCGAUAAGAGUUCUUACAUAGGGAAUCCCCGACUAUAUGGACGACCUUUAUCUAAGGAAGGUCAAGAUUUAAAGGUGCCGAGCGUUCCACCAACAAGCAAUGUGUCUGAGUCUCUCUUCCCGAGUGAAAUAACUGAUUGGAUCUUUGUAUUAUGUGGAGUUGGAAGUGGGCUGGUUGUUGGGGUUGUUAUUGGAAACUUUUUAUAUGAAAGGUAUAGUGAUCGGUUCACAAAGAGGAAGGACAGAUGGGUAAGGCCACUUCGUAACACGAGGAGAAACUAA